CCAAUGGGAGCUCAGCAGGCAGGCCCGAUAGGGCGAGUGAAGAGCCAGCAGGCGACCGUUGCCAUUUUGCCUAAAAAUAAAUCUGCAGUAUACGAAAAAACGCACCUGCAGCUAAUGCGUUGCCAUUCAUGCGAGUGCUGCCUGUGUUUCGUAUUGUUUUGCCGAAAACCUUUCCACCGUUCGAUACCGAGGGAGAGCCUGAACUCGUAAACGUCACGGGAUCCUCGCACGGAGCUUUCCGUCAAAUCGGGAACCCUAGUUUCUCGCCUCCGGCGAACGUAGGGCCGUCGGUCUCUCUAAAGGGAGCGUUACGUCCUGCGCUCCGUAUUCAAGCACAUCGGAGACGUCAAUCACUGUUCAUUGGUCCUCGUCCGCGUCGAGGUAGCAACAGCCCUGUACAUGCCCGUGUCGAAAGGCGGAGCCAAUGUCGGCAAGCGCUCGCUGCCCCGCCUGGCGGAGCUCUCCGAGUUCCCCCCGUUGGGCGAGGGCGAGGGGAGCGCGCCGUGUGAGCCGAUGUUCGACGAGGAAGGCAUCAUCGAGUUCGUGCGCGAGUUGUACGGCUUCGUCCGCUUCAAGCGGUACCCGAGCGAGAGCGCCUGCUUCCACAGGGACGACGAGGCCAGGUACCUGGGUCGACGCGUGGAGCACGCGACGGACGUGUUCAAGGUUGGGGACGUGGCGCGCUUCGACGCCCUGCCCAACCAGCGCGCCCAGGGCGUGGCCAAGUGGCGCGUCACCGCCUUCCACUACGUCCAAGGGGUGCCCGGUUGGGCCUCGCCGAAGCCGUGCAGAGACUGGGUCAGCCACGAAGACGACAAAUCGCGCGAACUGACUGGUUUGCAAGGCGUCGUGGAUCGCGUCAAGUCAGAGUACGGCUUCAUCCGGAUGGGACCCCACUCGGCGCCGUCGGCCUUCUUCCGCGUCAGCGUCCUGGAACAGUCCCUGGAGAAGGCCGUCGAGGACGUCAGCGAGGUGCUCGCCGUCGGCGACCUGGUCCGCUUCGACGCCGAGCUCAACCUCAAGGACAACACGACGGCCAAGUGGUGGGUCACGUACGUCCGGCCCGUCUCGGCUUCGAACCCGGCUGCGACUUCGCCUCGGCAGAAGGAACUCGGCAAACUGUCCGCCAGAGACGGCCCUAAAGGGACCGGCGGGGGGCCUCGCAAGGCGUCCGUCGUCGGCGACAGCGGCGACUCCGGCGACUCGUCCGACGUCGACCAGAACUCGUGGCCGCCGCUGAAAGGGAGCGAGAAGAAGGUACUUCCCUGGAGCUACGCCCGGUGCGCGGCCAGAGCCGUGACCUCGGAAGGCGUCAUCGCGCCAAACACUUCUGCACCGACGAAGGCGCCUCCAGCUCCGCCAUUAAUGUCCCCCGUUUCCAAGACGACGCCCUCCCUGGCCAGGCCGUCUGUUCUCGUGUACCGCGGCGUCCGAGGAAUCGUGAAUUGUGUUGGCGGUGGCGCUGCGAUCGAAUGCGAAGUCAGGGAGCCCACCGGUGCGAGGCGGGUCAAACUGGGAGACGACUGCCCGUUUUACCGUAACGGAUCGCGGGUGGACGGUGGCGGAGUCGCCAAGGCCCUCAGCAAAGGUGACCAGCUGACCCUCGACUACAUCGUGUCCGCGGACGUCGCGUCCCCGAAGAAUGCGGACGUCCACUGUUACCUAGCAUGGCAAGGAGAGAGGCCGAUCGAUGUGCCUCACUUGAGCGUGGAGCUGCUGAGGAGUCUGUUGAAGACUGACUGCGACCAGAAGGGUGAGAAAGCUGCCGACACUGACCUCCAAGGGGACCGCACGAAAGCGAAGAAAACAAAAGGUCGUCGUGGGUCAAGCGAGAGCAGUUCCGAGAGCUCGGAUGAGGAUGGCUCGGGCCUUGUUGGUACAGUACGUGCUCCGAAGACGACAGACACCCUCGUUCUCUCGGAAGAUGCUUUGACCAACAUGGCGGAAAUUGUCGCGAAGAAGCUGUACGUGCUGCUGGAGGCCUACUAUAGUGAGAAGCAGCGGGAAGAGAAGCAAAAGCAAGAACAGCUAGAGAAGCAACAGCAACUGCAACAGCAACAGCCACAGCAACAGCCACAGCAGCAGCCACAGCAGCAGCCACAGCAGCAGCCACAGCAGCAGCCACAGCCACAGCAACAGCCACAGCAGCAGCCACAGCAGCAGCCACAGCCACAGCAACAGCCACAGCAACAGCCACAGCAACAGCAACAGCCACAGCAACAGCCACAGCAAAAGCGACAGCAGCGGCAAAAACAGCACAGGAAGAACCCCGGUAGCCCGCCUGGUAGUCCUGCGCCCGUAGACAUUUCCACGCCCGAGACCCUCUCCAUCUGGAGCCUUGAUUCCGAUGAAGCGCAGGUGACACGCCUCUGAAAGGCUCAUGCUACUCGGCGAAGUCGAGUCGAUGGCGCAACGAAAAUCAGGCAUCCAUCACAUUGUAAGACGCAGGUGGGCCAGUGCCAUCGUGCACAAGCUGUCUGUAACGCGAGCGUUAAAAUGCGCGCCGCUUUUUUUUUUUGGCAGGUCGCAGGAAGCGUUUCUUGGGUGUAACGUAUUCCGGCUGCCAAGAACAAAGAUGGAAGCACUUAGGUCGAACGGGACUCCGUAGUGCGAUGACUUAGGUUAAACGAAGGUGCUGGUUUGAGCCAUGUGUUGCUCUGUACACUUGCUCCUCAAAGAGUUCAAUUUGUUUAUUUUUCUUUCGCUUUUUUUUUAAACGAUGGCUAGGACAGGGUGUUGGGAACGGCACAGACCUCAUAUGCUGUGUUAGGCUGCAGUUUCUCGUGUUACUUUAUAAAGCGGUAGGUUUGUUGAAGUUCGAUCAAUGAAUGAAGUUUGUAGCUGACGUUUUUCUCCACCAUCUAGUCAUCGUUUCAUGGUACUUGGAUUUGUUUCUUUUUUUCGAAGUUUCUGUACUGGCAGUUUGCAGUACUAACUCGGCAAGGAGUAAUCAUUGUCUCUUAGUAAUUGCGCUCGUGUUAAACAAUAUACUACUAUGUUACGUACAGCAAACAUGAUAUGUACUUCCUAAACUACGCGAACCGGCUGGUAGUUCGUGGACAAAGAGCCAUGCAGCAAGUCGGUUACACUUACUAUACGCGUGCUAUUGUGCUCUGUAUCGAACUCACGAAGCAAAUCACACACCGACCGAAAUUUACGCGAAUCCAUGUUUAACAUUCCUGCGUAUGCAUCUGCACAUUUACCGCGCAAAUUGUGUACACGCUGAACGAGUUUAUUAAUAAACAGAUGCUG
Molecule: messenger RNA, 3252 nt
Organism: Dermacentor albipictus
Lineage: Eukaryota; Metazoa; Arthropoda; Arachnida; Ixodida; Ixodidae
Source: RefSeq, a predicted model, not a curated record